This is a messenger RNA of Funneliformis mosseae, 705 nucleotides long. The record is from the annotation of a GenBank genome assembly. Lineage: Eukaryota; Fungi; Glomeromycota; Glomeromycetes; Glomerales; Glomeraceae.
AUGUCGUAUUCCAUGCAAUAUUUUCCGUAUCAACUUUGUGAUUUUAAUCACGAAAAUCUUCCUGAUAAAUACUCUACUAUUGUUAACAAAGUUAUUUCAAAAUAUAUCAGCGAGGAUACCUUGCUCAAGAUCGAACAGAACACCGUAUUGUCGCUUUAUGAUCUAUUAACGCCAAUAGAAAAUCAUCGUACCUUGAAGAUACCGAGACCGCAAAAUUCUUUUGUGAUAUAUCGAAGGAAUUUACAAGCUAAAAUGGCUAUCUGUCAAGCAACGAGUCUUGAAAGGCUAGACAAAAUUUCCAAAAUUGCUGGUACAAGAUGGAAAGACGAACCAAAGGAAGUUAAAGACCUUUUUACGCUUAUCGCUGAUUGUGCAAAGAAGGUUCAUAGUCGUAUUUAUCCCGGCUACGUCUAUAAUCCGAGGAGAAGUUGUUUAACCAAGAUGUCAAUGACUCCUACAAAUUAUCGUGCCUUAUUAAAUGUUCGUUGGAAAAAUCAUUUAGGAAUAAAACUUUCGUCACCUUUACCACAAAACUGCCCGAAUGAAUUAACCCCUGAAUCUCAAAGCUUGAACUUUCCACAAUCUGAAAUCAUUUCACUUAAAAAAACCUUUUCACCUCUUGAAAUUACGCCAAAUUUUAUGAAUUCUUACGAUAAUGACAUUCGCAACGUUCUUAACAAAAAUAUGCAAGUAUUUUUUCAUUAA